AUGCAGAAGCCAAUGAGAGGAAAUCAAAGGCUGCCAAGCACAAGAGAAGGUCGGUAUCGAAAGAGGACUAAAAAGUCUCACAAGAAAAGAAGAAAGCACGGCCGCCACCAUUCUUCCGACUCUGGCGACCACGAGAAGAGGAAGGAUAAGAAGUAUAGGCGAAAGCCGAAGAGAAGAUCGGUAUCUGAUUCUGAUGAAGACAGCUUUUACGAGUACGAGAGUGAUUCGGAAGAGGAGAAGAGAAGGAAGCACUUACAUAGGAAACGGAGGCGUGGUUAUUCGGUGUCUGAUUCCGGUUCUUCAAGUGAUGAGAGUAGUGACGACGAUGAUGCUGUCAGAAGAAAGAGGAACCGUGCGAAGCACCACAAGCGUCAUAGAGCAAAACAUUCUAGUCACUCGGAUGAAUUUUCCGGUGAUGAAAGAAAGAAGCAUCGUGUGAAGCACCACCGUAAACACCAUAGGAGAUCACGAAGUCACGAUGAGACUUCAGACUCCGAUGAAAACAGGCAUGGUAGGAGGAGGAGAUGUAUAGGGAAGUCGUCGGAUGAUAAUGAUGAACCCAGUGGAAUAGAUAACGGAAAAGAGAAUCACCGCCGCGACCACCACCACCACCACCACCACGACCGCGGGUCUAAUCUGGAUGAAGAACAUUUUGAGAAUGGUUCUGGAGAACCAAAUUUGGAUGGCCAUGCUAAUACGCCCGGCCGUGAUGUUUAA
Molecule: messenger RNA, 717 nt
Organism: Erythranthe guttata (spotted monkey flower)
Lineage: Eukaryota; Viridiplantae; Streptophyta; Magnoliopsida; Lamiales; Phrymaceae
Source: RefSeq, a predicted model, not a curated record